CUCAGAAGGGGCGGAGCAACGAGCGGACGGUGACUCAGUAUCAUUACACCCAGUGGCCCGACAUGGGCGUCCCAGAGUUCGCUCUGCCGCUGCUCAGCUUCGUCCGCAAGUCGUCCAAAGCCGGGACGGACGACAUGGGGCCGGUGGUGGUGCACUGCAGCGCCGGCGUGGGCCGGACGGGCACGUACGUGGUGCUGGACAGCAUGCUGAAGCAGAUGAGAGACGAAAACGCCGUCAACAUCACGGGCUUCCUCAAACACAUCCGCACACAGAGGAACUACCUGGUUCAGACAGAGGAACAGUACGUCUUUAUCCACGACGCGUUGGUGGAGGCCAUCCUGUCCGGAGAGACGGAGGUGGCUGCGGCUCACCUGCACAGGUACGUGGACGAGCUGCUGAUCCCGGGGCCUGCUGGGAGGACGCGCCUGGACAAACAGUUCAAGCUGGUUUGUCACACCGGAGUGAAGCAGUGCGACUACGCUGCCGCCCUGCAGGACUGCAACCGCAGCAAGAACAGAAACUGCUCCAUGGUGCCUGUCGAGAGGUCGCGAGUGCGCCUGUCUGUGACGGCGGGGGACACGUCAGACUACAUUAAUGCGUCCUACAUCACGGUAAGAACCCACUUUAAAUCUGAGUCAGAGGAGGAGUUUAAUCACAGAGGAAGGCUCGUACGGUCAUAAAAACCCGAAAAAAGUCAAAGGAAUUUACAAAUGGCAAUUUACAGGCCUGUGAAAAAUUAAGAAAACUAGAUACACCCCGAAAGUUUUAGAAAAGUC
Messenger RNA from Plectropomus leopardus (leopard coralgrouper), 776 nucleotides. NCBI's taxonomy places the organism in Eukaryota, Metazoa, Chordata, Actinopteri, Perciformes, Serranidae. The record is from RefSeq and is a predicted model, not a curated record.